CUUGUCACUGCUUCUCAUACAGCGAAUGGGCCGAGAAAUAAGAUCAUAUCUGGUCCAGCGUUAUCUUUGGCAUGGGAGAGGGAGAUCAGUAGCCUUUGUUGCAUUUGUGAUGCAUUGAAAAGGGGCCCUCUUUAUGGACGAUUGAUUGCAAUAUAUGCAAAGUAAGGAAGACAUCACACGUGCGGGAGUUAGUUAGCUAGCUAGCUGAUCUUCCCCAGCGGUUGACUGCCCUGCUCUUUCUCUCUCUUCACUCUACUACCCAAGUCCGACGGAAGACCUAAGAGCUCUACUCUGUACCGAGGGCUCUACUCUGUACCGAGGGCUCUACUCUGCACCGAGGGCUCUACUCUGCACCGAGGGCUCUACUCUGCACCGAGGGCUCUACUCUGCACCGAGGGCUCUACUCUGCACCGAGGGCUCUACUCUGUACCGAGGGCUCUACUCUGCACCGAGGGCUCUACUCUGCACCGAGGGCUCUACUCUGUACCGAGGGCUCUACUCUGCACCGAGGGCUCUACUCUGCACCGAGGGCUCUACUCUGCACCGAGGGCUCUACUCUGCACCGAGGGCUCUACUCUGCACCGAGGGCUCUACUCUGCACCGAGGGCUCUACUCUGCACCGAGGGCUCUACUCUGUACCGAGGGCUCUACAUAAAAGCUCUAAGCCCCGUCACACUACUCCGGUUGGAAGAGCCGUAACCCAGCCAGUGGAGGGGUCAUCAUGACUCAGAGUCCCGUCCAUGGCUGCUCGGUCUGUGUGGCCCAGCUGACAGUCUUCCUCUCCCUUGCCCUGCUGUUGUGUCCCCUGGGGAGAGCACUCGGCGAAGACCAGGCUUCUCCGGCCCAGGUGCUGCAGGGCCUGUUGGAGCGAUAUGGGGACAAUGCCACCAUCUCUGUCCCCCAGCUCCGCUCUUUGCUGGCACGACUCGGUGCACCUGGCCUGGGAGACAACGGCACCGCUGCAGAGGCGACAGCUCCACCGGCGCCGCCCAGAGUCAACCUGUCCAAAUGCUUACCUGGAGACACGCUGGCAGUUUACAGUAUGAACGAGCAGUCUCGUCUGGAUGGGCGUGGCCUACAGGAGCUCUGCCCCACCAUGCUUCAGCAAUUGGACUCGGGCGCCUGUGGGGUGGAGAAAAAGGAGGAGCUUAUCAUAGACCCGCCUUCCAAACCCACUGCUGCUGAAGUUUGGGGUUAUGGCUUCCUGUGUGUGACCUUCAUUUCUCUGUGUUCGCUGGUUGGGGCCAGUGUGGUCCCCUUCAUGAGGAAAACCUUUUACAAGCGUCUGCUGCUCUACUUCAUAGCCCUGGCCAUUGGCACCCUCUACUCCAACGCCCUGUUUCAGCUCAUCCCAGAGGCAUUUGGUUUUAACCCUAUGGUGGACAACUAUGUGUCUAAGUCCACGGUGGUGUUUGGAGGGUUUUACCUCUUCUUCUUCACUGAGAAGAUCCUCAAGAUGCUGCUCAAACCGAAGGAUAAGGGCCAUGACCACAGCCAUUUCCCAGCCAACGGAGACAUGGAAGAGGGCGUGACAGAGAAGCUGCAGCAGAGUGGAGAGGUGGGGCUUAACCUGCCCAAGGUGGACGGAGGAGAGGGGGACCGCAUGCUCACCCCUGCACUGACCCCACCGGACUCUCAGAGCCUGGGUGGAGGAAACAGCAGAGGAGGCUGCUAUUGGCUGAAGGGUACAGCGUACUCUGACAUUGGCACGCUGGCCUGGAUGAUCACGUUGAGCGACGGGCUCCAUAACUUCAUCGACGGCCUGGCCAUCGGAGCAUCCUUCACUGCCUCGACGUUCCAGGGCAUCAGCACCUCCGUGGCUAUACUCUGUGAGGAGUUUCCCCAUGAACUGGGAGACUUUGUGAUCUUGUUGAAUGCUGGGAUGAGCAUCCAGCAGGCUCUGUUCUUUAACUUCCUGUCUGCCUGCUGCUGCUACCUGGGCAUGGGUUUUGGCAUCCUGGCAGGAAACAGCUUCUCACCUCAAUGGAUCUUUGCCCUGGCAGGGGGCAUGUUCCUCUACAUCGCCCUGGCAGACAUGUUCCCGGAGAUGAACGAGGUGAGUCGUGAGGAGGAGGAGGCGGGGGGAAGCAGCUUCCUUGUGACCUUCAUCAUCCAGAACGCGGGCCUCCUAACAGGCUUUGCCAUCAUGCUGCUACUGACCACCUACUCUGGAGCCAUCACUAUAGACUAGCAUUAUUAUUCACACAACUACACCCUACCGGUUUUAACCAGAUCCAACCGCUUUCAACUGUAAUGAUUCCCUUUGGAGCUGAAUGGAAAUGCCCCUCCCUCCCCAGGCCCCAUUUUGCCCUGAAUUCUCCCUCAGGACUUUAGAGACCCGGGGCUUCGGUACUAGCGGCAGGAACGCACCCUAUAAGACUUAAGCAGUUCCCAAAUGCAGUAGCUACUAGUACACUGGCAGGGGAAUCGGCCUCCUUCAUCUCUCUUGGGCCUUCUCUGACCCCCCUAGUUUACUGGCAGGGGAACCGCCCGCCAUCAUCUCUCUUGGGCCUUCUCUGACCCCCCCUAGUACACUGGCAGGGGUACCACCCUCCCUCAUCUCUCUUGGGCCUUCUCUGACCCCCCUAGUUUACUGGCAGGGGAACCGCCCGCCAUCAUCUCUCUUGGGCCUUCUCUGACCCCCCCUAGUACACUGGCAGGGGUACCACCCUCCCUCAUCUCUCUUGGGCCUUCUCUGACCCCCCUAGUUUACUGGCAGGGGAACCGCCCGCCAUCAUCUCUCUUGGGCCUUCUCUGACCCCCCCCCCCCUAGUACACUGGCAGGGGUACCACCCUCCCUCAUCUCUCUUGGGCCUUCUCUGACCCCCCUAGUUUACUGGCAGGGGAACCGCCCGCCAUCAUCUCUCUUGGGCCUUCUCUGACCCCCCUAGUACACUGGCAGGGGUACCACCCUUCCUCAUCUCUCUUGGGCCUUCUCUGACCAGCCCCCCCCCCCCUGCCAGCUAGGUGACUAGCCUAGAGAUCCCUUUCCCCUCUGUUCUAUGCCACCUGCAGGGACAGGAACGAGUCAUAGGCAGGGGGUAGGACCACCAUAUUAUCUCCUAUGCUGAUGACCAACAGACAUGCAAUAUCUACAAACCAUUAUAAAAACACAGUUCAUAUAUCAACUAUACUAGGUAUAAAUAAAGUUAUUUAAUCAAACACUUCCUUGUUCCCCAGACUACUGAGAGACCAUUUUGGCUCUACAAAGACUCUGCUGUUGUCAUGGAGAUCAUUCUGUCAUUGGUUAGUUUGGACAUGCAUGAUGAGCGUCGAGUUGGACAUUUUGAGCAACCAGGGGUGUAUUCAUUACGGAAACCGUUUGAGAACCAAACCGUAGCAAACAGAGCAAAUGGAACGAAACGGUAAGGGACCUACCAGAAUUUGUCCAAUAGAAAUGAUGUUUGGUUUCUGUUACAAAAUGUUUUGCAACAUGUUUUGCAACAGAAUCUGCGUAAUGAUUACACCCCAGGGUCCAGUGACUUGGAAAUAGUGUAUUUAUGUUACCCAUAUGCCUCUUGAGUGCCCAUGGGCCAAACUAUGGUGGCCUCUGCAGCACAAUCAGGUAAUAGCAGUUGUAUUGUAGACAUCCUUGGACUUUCUCAUUUUUUCAUUGUCAGAGUGCAAACCCUUUUUUCAAUACAUACCAAAAAGAAAGUGUUUCUCAUAUAUAUAUAUAUAUAUAUAUAUAUAUAUAUAUAUAUAUAUAUAUAUAUAUAUAUGACACACAGAUCAACCGGAAAGUUGAGCAAGCCGGCGUGAAGAAGAACAAAUCCUUUCCCCAACAUAGGACUGAUGUGUGUCUGUGAGUAAGUAGAUGUUAUGUUUUACUUCAGGAGGAACCAGACAAACGCAAAAUGAGGACAGACAGACCAUUUAUGAUGGACUCCAUUGGGACUUGUUUUUCCUCCAAAAUGUGACAAAAGUGAAGAACAAAAACCUUUUGAUUUUGUAGCUUUCUGUCCUGGUUUCCUCGGCUGACAUUCUCUACUAAGAUCUCAGCAAAUAGCUCCCUAUUAUAGUACACUUCCUAAAAUAAGGUUUUCUGUAGGGAAUAGAGUGCCAUUUUGGACAAAGCCUAUGUUUGAUGGAUGGACGGACUAUGGUGGCACCUGAAGCCACGGUCUAUUUCUCCCAAUCAGUUCCCCCAUCUAGCUAACCAUCUGUGCCCUUCAUAUGUUGUUGACUUGAUUUUUCUAAGACUCUUUAUCUCUAUGAAUGCAAUCCUCCAUUCCUUAUCCAUACCAUUGUCAUAUUGAGAUAACGUCUAUUGUUGUAUUAUUUGUAUGUAAUGAAUGAAUGGUUAGAAUCAAAGACUGUACGCAGAAUCAUAGUCACACUUAAAGGAGUAGUUCACUAUUUUACAAGAUAAUGUUCGAUGGUUCUUCACCCUGAACAUAGUCAAUGGGCCAGGAGAAACUGUAAUCCAUGGUUCGGUUUUCUUUAAACAGCCACAACAAACUUCAGCUAACUUUUGCCACACAGCUGGCUAAAAAUCUAUGGAAGUGAUGGGCAGCUUUUAAAAAGUAGAAUGUCCAAAUCACCCACAAUCAAUUCUAUAUUUUGUUUGCUGGAACUUUAAAGUGAUUUGGCCUUUAAAAAUAAAAAACAUGCUCACUUCCAUAGAUUCACUUCCAUAGAUUUGUAGCUAGCGGUGGCUAAAGUUGGUAAUGGCUGAUUAAUGAAAACUGAUUUUUUUAUUUAACUAGGCAAGUCAGUAAAGAACAAAUUAUUGGGCCUCCCGAGUGGUGCUAGCUGUGCCAUUAGAGAUUCUGGGUUCGAGCCCAGGCUCUGUCGCAGCCGGCCGUGAGACCCAUGGUGCUGUGCACAAGCCCCAGCGCUGUCCGGGUUAGGGGAGGGUUUGGCCGGCAGGGAUGUCCUUGUCCCAUUGCGCACUAGCGACCCCUGUGGCGGGCCGGGCGCAGUGCAC
This is a messenger RNA of Salvelinus namaycush (lake trout), 4930 nucleotides long. RefSeq names its product solute carrier family 39 member 14 (gene slc39a14). Gene Ontology annotation, cellular component: membrane. Lineage: Eukaryota; Metazoa; Chordata; Actinopteri; Salmoniformes; Salmonidae. The record is from RefSeq and is a predicted model, not a curated record. The transcript is spliced from 10 exons. Gene Ontology annotation, molecular function: zinc ion transmembrane transporter activity. Bases 722 to 2191 code for a protein of 489 amino acids. Gene Ontology annotation, biological process: zinc ion import across plasma membrane; intracellular zinc ion homeostasis.